UCUCUCUCUCUAUCUAAAUCUCUCUCUAUCCUGUCUUGUCGCUCUGGAGCUGGACGGUAUUAUUAUAUAAACUCCAGCGCUGAAGAGUUUUGUAACUUGCGAUUUGUGAACUUCAUCUUCUCCUUCUCACUCCAAGAAAAAAAAACAAGAACAAAGAGACCUCACGAAUCAUCCUCUCAAGAAACAUACGAGAUUCAAAAGAAGAUUCAAGAAGAGUUAACAGAAAGUUUCAAGAUUCCUUGAGCGAGCUUUUUCAAGUGCCAACCGUAUAUUCGAGGUCAGAGCCUCUCUGUUCUCAUUGGGAUCUGCUGAAUGGGUGUAUCAUUCUCCUGUCCCUUCGCCGAGCAAGACGAAGUGGAGGCUGCUCUAGACUCCGUCACGGUUAAGUCCAUAAGCUUAGGUGACGACGACGAGUGCAAAACUCCAAAGAGAUCUGUCAACUUCAACGACAAAACUCUAGAGCCCACUAUCUUGAAAUCUAUGGGAUCUGGUGGUAAGAUGGUUGUUGAGAAAUCCGUUAGCUUCAAAGGGAUGCAGCUAGAGAGGAUGAUCUCGCUUAACAGGUCGGUUUUGAAAGAAGAUUUCACCAAAGAGAAUGGCUUCGAGCUAGAAGACAAUGCCAUCUCAGUUCUUGAUCCGAGUAACCCUAAACAUGAAGCUGCCAUCAAGUUACAGAAAGUUUACAAGAGCUUCCGUACUAGGCGAAAGCUCGCUGAUUGUGCAGUGCUCGUGGAGCAAAGCUGGUGGAAGCUAUUGGACUUUGCUGAGCUGAAGAGAAGUUCUAUAUCAUUCUUUGAGAUUGAGAAAAACGAAACAGCAGUAUCCAGGUGGACUAGAGCUAGGACCAGAGCAGCUAAGGUUGGUAAAGGUUUGUCAAAGAAUGAAAAGGCACAAAAGCUUGCUUUACAACACUGGCUUGAAGCUAUUGACCCGAGACAUCGGUAUGGACACAACUUGCACUUUUACUACAACAAGUGGCUUCAUUCUCAGAGUAGAGAACCUUUCUUCUACUGGCUUGAUAUUGGCGAGGGGAAAGAAGUAAAUAUUAUGGAGAAGUGUACUAGAUUGAAACUUCAGCAACAGUGCAUCAAGUACCUUGGUCCGAUGGAAAGGAAAGCUUAUGAGGUUAUUGUGAAAGAGGGCAAGUUCUUCUACAAGAACAGUGGAGAAAUGCUUCAAACUUCAUCAAUGGAAGAUAGUGAUUCCAAAUGGAUCUUUGUGCUCAGCACAUCUAAAGUGUUGUACAUUGGGAAGAAGAAGAAGGGUGUGUUUCAACAUUCAAGCUUCUUAGCUGGAGGAGCUACUGUUGCUGCAGGAAGAUUAAUUGUUGAGAAUGGUGUUCUCAAAGCUGUUUGGCCACAUAGUGGUCAUUAUCAACCUACUGAAGAGAACUUCUUGGACUUUCUUUCUUUCCUUGGAGAGAACAAUGUUGAUAUCACUGAUGUAAAGAUGAGUCCUACAGAUGAAGAUGAGUUCUCCAUCUUCAAACAGAGAAGCACUCAUAUGAGAAACCAUUCUUUGGAAGAGGAUUUGGAGGCUGAGAAGACUGUGAUGGCUGAUCCAAGAGAGGAAGAAACAACAACGGUGAUGGCUAAUAUCGAAACACCAAUAGUGAUUGAGUCUGAAUCAAUGCCUUCAGAGCAGAGCUCACCAAUAGGAGGAGGAGGAGAAGAAGAAGAAGCCAAGGAGAGUGAAGUAGUCAAGAUUCCAGAAGAAUCAAUCCUAAAAAGGAUAAAUUCGAAGAAGGAAACUAGAUCUUUCCAACUUGGGAAACAACUAUCAUGCAAAUGGACAACAGGUGCAGGACCAAGGAUCGGUUGUGUGAGAGAUUACCCAUCAGAGCUUCAGUUUCAAGCUCUGGAACAAGUCAACUUGUCUCCGAGAAGUGCUUUUGGUUCAAGACUCUACUUCUCCUCCUCCUCUCGAACGCAAAGGCAUCAGAUGUCACCGUUAUGGCGAGGAAUGUCAUUACCUGCGGACAUCACACAGUUAUAACUUAUAACUGAUGAAAGUUAUUGAAAUCUUAUCUAUUCUUUUUGUGUGAAUAGAGAAGAUGAUGACUUAGAAAUUCUUUUGUAUCAUUUUUUUCUCCCCAGAGCAGCAUUUCAUUUGUUUAUUUGGUUUCUUGUGAAACAAGAAAUCGCAGGUUAAAAAGUGUUUUAGAUUCUUUUUCUAGGCUUUAAGACACGUUUUUAAAAACUGUUCUUCACUUUUACCUUUCUAGCUUGAUUUUCAGGAAAACUCAGUGACCUAUGGACGGACUUGUGUUGUGGUAU
Raphanus sativus (radish) is the source of this 2276-nucleotide messenger RNA. Its product is annotated as IQ domain-containing protein IQM2. The coding region runs from base 313 to 1995 and encodes 560 amino acids. The transcript is spliced from 7 exons. The record is from RefSeq and is a predicted model, not a curated record. Lineage: Eukaryota; Viridiplantae; Streptophyta; Magnoliopsida; Brassicales; Brassicaceae.